ACUGAUACCAAAAGGAAAUUACUAAAAUUGUUUAAAUAAUCUUGAUAAGGUUUAUUUAGCACAUAUUCACAGUAUUAUUAUAUAAAUAUUUCUUUAAAAUGACGAUAAUUAAGCACUCAACACCUUUAAAAGGGCCCCAAUAUGUAUCCAUUGAAAAUGAAGAACUAAAUAAUAUGGCUACGACUCUUAGAAGGCCAAUUUUGGCUGGUGGACAAACAGAGUUUCAAAAAUGUAAAAAAUUUGUGACUAUGACUUUGGGCUUUGUCAUAGGUUUUAGUAUUUGCGCGUGGUUAACAAUGAAUGUUUAUCCAUUAAGAAAAACUGUCCACGUUUUGUAUUUACAAAGUAACGAACCCGCUACGUACAUAACAAAUUCGAAAUUUUUAAGUAUCGGAUUAGAUUCGUCGUUAAUCGCGGAUGGUUUUAAAAAUUUCGAUAUGCAAAACAUUCGUUUAAAAAAUAUGAUUGGAAAUUUAGGUCCGGGUUAUUUAAGGGUUGGUGGAACAUUAGCGGAUCGGUUAAGAUUCGAUCCCAAGAAUAAAGCACGCACAAAAUUAAAAUAUCCUUUAAUGCAAGACGGUGGACUUUGUUCGUUUGAGGAUUUCCAAUGUGGUCCUGCAAUACAACCAAAUUUCACAUUGUCAGGCGAAGAAUGGUUGGAGUUAUACAACUUGGCGUCCGGUACUGCCUUUGAAAUAGUUUUCGAUUUAAACGUUUUGAUACGUUUCGACAAUGGGACGUGGAAUUAUACAAACGCUAAGGAAUUGAUUGAUUUUUCAUUUAAAAAUAAAAUGAAGCUCUCUUGGGAAUUGGGAAAUGAACCUAACUCGUUUAAACAUGUUUUUAAUUACACCGUGGAUGCUAAUCAAUUAGCGGAAGAUUAUGGAAUACUUAAAGAGUUACUUCAAAACGCUGGGUAUUUAGUUCCUUUUUUGGUAGGACCAUCCAUAACUCACCCUCGCCCUGAGAAUAAAGAAAGCAUGGAAUAUUUAAGAAAUUUUUUGAAUAAUGGAGGCAAAAAUAUUGUUAAUGCUAUUACUUGGCAUCAAUAUUAUUUUAAUGGUCGAACUGCAACAAUCGAUCAAUUCGUAGAUCCGGAUAUUUUUAAUUUGCUGAUAGCGGAAACUAAUUUACUUGAAGGAAUCGUUAGUAGAGUUAGUUCUGGAAUUCCGAUAUGGCUUGGUGAAACUGCCGCCGCUUACGGAGGUGGAGCCCCAGGUUAUAAUAAUCGAUACAUUGGCACGUUUAUUUGGUUAGAUAAACUUGGAGUUGCCGCUAAAAUGGGGUUGGACGUCGUUGUGAGGCAAUCAAUUUUUAAAGGAUUUUAUGCUUUAAUAAACGGAAAAGAUUAUCAACCCACUCCAGAUUAUUGGAUUUCUGUUUUAUAUAAACUCCUCGUUGGUCCUCAAGUUUUGCCAUAUCAUGCGACGAUUCCACCUCAAGUUCGUUUAUAUUGUCAUUGUACCAAUAAAGCUUUUCAAAUCUACCCAUCAGUUACUGUUUAUGGAAUGAACAUGAAAAGUACUGAAGCUGUGAUACGUUUAGAAGGAUUUGCAAGUCCAUAUUACACAACAUAUAACAUUUACGCAUUUAUCUUAACAUCGCAUGGUACAUUAUUAUCCAAAGACAUCGAUUUAAACGAUAAAAAAUUAGAAUUAAACGAAGAAGGAACAUUACCAAUGCUAAAACCUCAAUUAUUAAGACACGAAGACCACGUGGUUAUGCCACCAUUUUCCACGGCCUUUUUUGUAAUUCCAACCCAAGAAGUUUUAACUGGUUGUAAAAGUUGGAGGGAUUAAAAAAAUUAAUAAUUUUGUCA
Onthophagus taurus is the source of this 1819-nucleotide messenger RNA. Its product is annotated as heparanase. Gene Ontology annotation, cellular component: membrane; extracellular matrix. The record is from RefSeq and is a predicted model, not a curated record. NCBI's taxonomy places the organism in Eukaryota, Metazoa, Arthropoda, Insecta, Coleoptera, Scarabaeidae. Gene Ontology annotation, molecular function: hydrolase activity, acting on glycosyl bonds.